Candidozyma duobushaemuli is the source of this 750-nucleotide messenger RNA. RefSeq lists its product as uncharacterized. Gene Ontology annotation, molecular function: thiolester hydrolase activity; palmitoyl hydrolase activity. The transcript has a single exon. The record is from RefSeq and is a predicted model, not a curated record. Lineage: Eukaryota; Fungi; Ascomycota; Pichiomycetes; Serinales; Metschnikowiaceae. Gene Ontology annotation, cellular component: lysosome. Bases 1 to 750 code for a protein of 249 amino acids.
AUGCCCGAGGUUUAUGUUCACAACGUGGCAGUGGAUCUUGAUCCCUCCAUUGAUGAGAGACGCUCUAUGGUGGGCGACGCAAAUGUGGAGUUAGACUUGGUAUGUGAGGAAUUGAGCACUGUUCCCGAAUUGCAACACGGUUUCGCAGCCAUGGGCUUCUCUCAAGGAGGCCUUUUCUUGAGAGCUUUGGUAGAAAGGUGCUCAAAUGUGUCAGUUCUGACGCUUGUCACAUUCGGCUCACCACAUAUGGGUGUCCUGGAGCUUCCCAUGUGUGCCGAUAAGAAUGACUGGCUUUGUAAGAAGAGGAACGAGAUUCUAAAGAAGCAGGUGUGGUAUGACACAAUUCAAAAGUCAAUCAUUCCAGCUCAAUACUUUAGGGCUACCUCAGACUACGACCGCUAUUUGAAAUACCUGAAUUUCCUCGCUGACAUCAAUAACGAGCGCAGCGAUUCUUUUAGUGUGGCAGCCAAAGAGAGGUUUUCUAAAUUGAGGAAGUUGGUUUUGAUCAAAUUCACUGAGGAUACCACACUUGUGCCCAAGGAGAGUGCGUUCUUUCAAGAAGUAGACCCCUUGGGAGGCUAUAUUGUGGAUAUGCGCCAGACAAGACUCUACAAGGAAGAUCUCAUAGGCUCGAGACAACUCCACAAAGAGGAUAAGAUUGACUUUCUUACCGUGGAAGAUAAUCACAUGAGGUUCCUGGACGCAUUUUUGGUUGAUAUUAUCAGCAAAUACUUCAUGAAUGGUUUAUAG